Striga asiatica is the source of this 750-nucleotide messenger RNA. Lineage: Eukaryota; Viridiplantae; Streptophyta; Magnoliopsida; Lamiales; Orobanchaceae. The record is from the annotation of a GenBank genome assembly.
AUGGAAGAAACAGUAGUGGGUCAAAGAAGAAGAGAAAAAGGGAAGGUGGGGUUUCGAUCAGCUGUACAACAGGAGCAGAGGAAGGGUAGAGAGAGAGAUUCAGAAGAAAAUGGAAAUGAAUUACGGGACGAAGAGAGAGAAAGAGAGCGUGUGAAAGGAAAAAAAAAAAAGGAAAAUGAAAUCGAAAAGGCAUCAAACACGGCAGACGCAAGCGGUGGAGAUGGCGGCCCUGGGCUCGGCGAAUGGCUCAUUCACGGCUGUGUGGAUCUCCUCGUAGUGAGAGGCUCGUCUACGGCGAUUGUUUUUGGUGCGCCGCCAUCCGCGGUGGUUUGCUGGUCGCGUGAUUCGGCGCUAGAAUCGGAAAAUCACCGGAGAAGGACUCGGCGGCUGAAGUUUCCAGUGUCAGAUAGCGAUCGGACGGGGCGGUUGCGGGUGGCUUGGUGCUUGCACGCGGCGGAUCUUGACCAAGGUUCCGGUUGCUCGUGCUCGUCGACGAUGGUUGUCCUUGGAUGGUUGGGUGGUGAUGCGAUGUUUCGCGGCUGGGAGCGGCUAGGGGUCGCCGGCGAUUGGAAUUCGGCUGUGGCUGCCUGCGUUUACGGGGUGCAGUGGCUGGCUGUCGGGUGCGACUGUUCCGGUGGUGGAAGGACUGACCACGGAUGGCUCUCAAUGGCGGUUUACGCGUCUCUCGGCGGGGUGUCGUUCGAACGUGGGGCUGCUGCCGGUGGUCUCGGUUUAUGUCCUUUGGGCUGA